Messenger RNA from Myodes glareolus (Bank vole), 1216 nucleotides. RefSeq names its product glyoxylate and hydroxypyruvate reductase (gene Grhpr). The record is from RefSeq and is a predicted model, not a curated record. Gene Ontology annotation, cellular component: cytosol. Gene Ontology annotation, molecular function: NAD binding; hydroxypyruvate reductase (NADH) activity; glyoxylate reductase (NADPH) activity. Lineage: Eukaryota; Metazoa; Chordata; Mammalia; Rodentia; Cricetidae.
CCACACUUCCGCCGCCGAGGGCCAGCUAAGCUGAUUCACGUUUGCUGCUACGGAUUUUAUGAAACUGGCACGACUCAUGAAGGUGUUCAUCACUGGCUCGUUUCCGGCCGAGGGCAGGGCUGCGCUCGCCAAGGCUGCAGACUGUGAAGUGGAACAGUGGACUUCGGAUGAGCCCAUCCCCAGAGAGGAACUGGAGCGCCGUGUGGUGGGGGCGCAUGGCUUGCUCUGCCGCCUCUCUGACCGUGUGGAUAAGAAACUUCUGGAUGCUGCAGGAGCCAAUCUCAAGGUCAUCAGCACCUUCUCAGUGGGGGUUGACCACUUGCCUUUGGAUGAAAUCAAGAAACGUGGAAUCCGGGUGGGCUACACGCCGGGUGUCCUGACUGACGCCACCGCAGAGCUCGCCGUGUCCCUGCUGCUCACGACCUGCCGCCGGCUGCCAGAGGCCAUAGAGGAGGUAAAGAAUGGCGGCUGGAGCACGUGGAGCCCAUUGUGGAUGUGCGGCUAUGGACUCUCGGAGAGCACUGUCGGCAUCGUGGGGCUGGGGCGCAUAGGUCAGGCCAUUGCUCGACGGCUGAAACCAUUUGGUGUCCAGAGAUUUCUCUACACGGGGCGCCAGCCCAGGCCUCAGGAAGCAGCAGAAUUCCAGGCCGAGUUUGUGCCUAUUGCUCAGCUGGCUGCAGAGUCCGACUUCAUUGUAGUGGCCUGCUCCUUAACACCUGAUACCCGGGGCCUCUGCAACAAGGAUUUCUUCCAGAAGAUGAAGAACACAGCUGUCUUCAUCAACAUCAGCAGGGGAGAUGUCGUAAACCAGGACGACCUGUACCAGGCACUAACCAGCGGUAAGAUUGCAGCAGCGGGGCUGGACGUGACCACCCCAGAACCCUUGCCUCCAAGUCACCCACUGCUGACCCUGAAGAACUGUGUGAUCCUGCCUCACAUCGGCAGUGCCACCUAUAAAACUCGAAACACCAUGUCCUUGCUGGCAGCUAACAACUUGCUGGCUGGCCUACGAGGGGAGCCGAUGCCCAGUGAACUCGAGCUGUAGCCAGAUGGGCUUUCAAGAUGGAGACAUCUUGCUGGACUUUGGACUCGGGAAAGAGCCUGGCGGAAGCCUCCUCCACUACAUCUUCAGGGGAGCAUGGGAACUGGCAAACGGGCUUGCCACGUCUAAGCCAAAAGUCUGUAAUUCUAGCAUUAAAUAAUUUCUGACACGGUG